This is a messenger RNA of Homalodisca vitripennis (glassy-winged sharpshooter), 2276 nucleotides long. RefSeq names its product O-acyltransferase like protein-like. The record is from RefSeq and is a predicted model, not a curated record. Gene Ontology annotation, molecular function: acyltransferase activity, transferring groups other than amino-acyl groups. The transcript has 15 exons. Lineage: Eukaryota; Metazoa; Arthropoda; Insecta; Hemiptera; Cicadellidae. Bases 18 to 2138 code for a protein of 706 amino acids.
UUGAGUACGACAGUGGAAUGAUGAAGGUCUAUUGGAACUUCACGUGGUUUUUGCACCUUAUAUUACAUGUCCAGGCUGAAGAAAAUUGGAGACCGUAUGAUGCUGUCGACUCUGAAGUCAUCCAGAAAGCACGUGACUUCCAGGAAGCUAUGAUGCCUCUCCCAGGUUACGUGAUCAACUUCAUGAUGAAGACCACUGCUUCUCUUUAUCUCCCCAUCAAGGCAGACCUGGGACUCUGCCGGAGCCACAGCCAAUACACCUUGCACAGCGUUCUCAAAUCUGAAAUGUGGGCGCUCAGAAUGAUAGACGCGUCCAGUAAAGUUCCUACUGGACUGCUGGAUGGUUGUAUACAAGAUCUGGGUAACUACGAUCAGUGUCUCAGGGUUGAAGAGCCAGAGCAAAGGUUCACAGGCCAGCACUGCUUGGUGGAUGCACGUGGUUUACUACCGGACCGUCUGGAAACUUACUUUAAGGACAUGGCCUGGUUCGAAGACUACCCCUGGGGAUAUAUAACGUUCUCAUUGUGCGUCCCCUCGUCCUGCGACUCCAAGGACAUUAUCACCCACCUGAACAAUGUUCUGGGGGCGACAGGGCUAAAUAUGUCCAUGGCCAAAUUUGAUGUCUUCUGUUCCUCCGAUGGGCCUCGUUCGUUCAGGACCAAGGAUUGGGUCGCUGUGGGCGUUUAUACUACAAUCGUGUUCUUGGUGAUACUCAGCACUUUAUAUGAGUCGAGGACUUCAGGGAAAAAGUCAGAAUUGCUCAGUUCCUUCUCCGUGAUCUCCAACUGGCGGGAGCUUAAGGACAUGAGAGUAUCUUCCUCCGACAUCUCUUGUAUAAACGGUCUCAGAGUCGUACUUGCAUUCUUAGUGAUGAUCACCCAUCGUGUCAUUACCUACAGAUUAUUGCCAACUUUCAACUACACUACCAACUUGGAGAUUAGAAACAAUCCAUGGAUGGCACUUCUCUGGAGUUCGAACUUGGCAACGGAGAUCUUCUUUUUGAUUGCUGGAAUAGUUCGAGCCCACAGCUUUCUUCAGAAACGACGCUCUGGCAAGCAACUUAGCAUUAUCAAACAAUAUAUACAGCGAUAUUUUAGGUUAACUCCUUCCAUGGCCGCUAUGAUCCUGUUGUCCUCCACCCUCCUCAUCCAUCUUUCUAACGGACCGGUUUGGCAAAAGUAUAUGGGUGUAUUUGAACUCUUAUGCAACUGCCUUUGGUGGUCAAACCUCCUCCACAUCAGCAACUGUUUAGGCAUUUCGUUACAGUGUCGCCCGGAGACUUGGUUUCUUGCAGCGGACUUUCAGCUGUUUGUGAUGUCACCACUGCUGCUGCUGCCACUCUUCUAUCAGCCUAAGCGUGGACUGCUGCUGCUAACAGGAGUCUUUCUGCUCUCUACUGCAAUCAAGACUGCUGAUUCCUUCUUCAAGCUGUUACACCCUGAAUUGGGUUUAACCGAAGGAUCCAAGGGAGACCGGUUACUGUCUACUGGUCACUUCAACACCGUCCACAAGGUUGCACCAUUUGUCGUAGGAGUGGCUGUGGGUUAUUUCAUUCUGGAGGUGAAAAGUGGAAGGAUAAAGUUUACACUAUCUAGGACAGCUGUCUCGUUGUGUUGGCUCUUAUCUACCAUAUCCCUAGUCUUUACUCUGUGGUUCUUGACGCUGUUCAUUAGACCAAGUUAUGAGGACAGCCCUUGGCUCCUAGCCAUAAACGCAGGGCUAGUGCAGAAACUUUGGGUGUUUGGGGCUGCUUGGAUAGUCGUAGCCUGCACCUUUGGGUACGGAGGAUGGCUGGGAAAGUGCUUGUCUUGGCCAGGAUUCAUCCCUCUGGCUCGUCUCUCCUUUGGAAUGUACUUAAUACACGUGACACUUCAGGGUGUCCAGGUUUUUCGAAGUCGUCAAUCCCACAACAUGGACGCAUUUGAUAUUCUUUUCCAGUGUAUAGCCGACUUCGUGAUCAGCGCAGGUCUGGCCACAGUGUUGUACCUAGCGGUGGAGGCGCCCUUCUGCAGAGUGAUAAACUACUUACUGCGACCCAGUGUGGUCGCUAAAGCUGUAGACACCAACGCUAACGGAACGUCCGCGGACCAACAAGGGAAUGGAGUUCCGGAAAUUUCACAUAGGAAAAAAGACAAGUGAGGAGACAUUGGACUAUUUGGAUAUUUAAAACAAAAGUUGAGCUUCACCAACAAAGGCUGAGAACAACUUCAUGAUAAUAAGAUGUUAUUUUAUAUUAAUAAUAUGUGUUCAAAGAAUUGUAUACUAUAUUUUACAAUA